This is a messenger RNA of Ziziphus jujuba (common jujube), 763 nucleotides long. RefSeq names its product probable 2' cyclic ADP-D-ribose synthase BdTIR. The record is from RefSeq and is a predicted model, not a curated record. Bases 97 to 711 code for a protein of 204 amino acids. Gene Ontology annotation, biological process: signal transduction. The transcript has 2 exons. Lineage: Eukaryota; Viridiplantae; Streptophyta; Magnoliopsida; Rosales; Rhamnaceae.
UGCUUUCAAUAACACAGAUAUAUUCCCUUCUAAACAACAAAAAGAAGCUUAAAAAACCGCCAUAAUAUUUAUACAUUUAUACUUCUUUAUUAAGCCAUGCAGAGAGCAACAAAAGUUCUUUUUACCAACAAGUUUCCUUUUGAUCAAGUUUUUGGCCGUUGUAACCGAAUCCAUACUAUAGCCAUACCCCAGUUUCCCUGCGACGUCUUCAUAAACCACCGGGGAAUCGAUACGAAGAGAAACGCUUCUGGUUUGCUUUAUUACCACCUUUCAAGGCUGGGCCUGCAUCCAUUUCUGGACAGCAAGAACAUGAAACCAGGUGAGAAAUUGUUCGAGAAAAUCGACAUCGCCAUUCGUAGUUGUAAAGUCGGGGUUGCGGUGUUUUCGCCCCAUUACUGCGACUCUUAUUUUUGUCUACAUGAGUUGGCUCUUCUAAUGGAAUCUAGUAAAAGGGUCAUCCCAAUUUUCUACAAUGUCAAGCCCUCCCAGCUCAGGGUUAAGGACACCAAAAAUUGUCCAGCCAAUGAGCUUCGGAGAUUCAAUUGGGCGCUUGAAGAAGCCAAAUAUACCGUCGGAAUUACCUUCGAUUCUUCUCGAGGGGACUGGUCGGAGUUCCUACAAACUGCUUCAGACGCGGUUAUGGAAAAUAUGCUCGAGGUAGAAGAAGAACUGCCAUACGAGUACCGUACCGGAUACGUGCAGAAUUGCUGAUAUUGAUUUCUUUUUUUUGGCCAAAUAUUUAAUUACUUCACAACAAGUCAAA